UAUGUUUGAUGUUUUCAUUGAAAGUUAUACUGUUAUACCCAAAACACGAAUGAUUUCAUUCUCAUUACUUAUAUAGGUGAGAGGAUCAAAGGUAGCUUGUUCGAUGGCAAUGUUUGUGUGGCUCUCAAAUUUCAUCCGUUCGUGGCCUCUGCUAAUGUAUGCUGUGAGUUGGGUGACGGUAAUGACGUUUACGGUGGCAGUUGCUUCACUCUCCACAGAGGUGGCUUUUGUCUUCGCCCUUUCUUCCUCUCACACGUGCAAAACUAACGAUGGUGGUGGGUCUUUCGUUAGAGUUAGAGUUCCGUUGGAAGAGACACCGUGUUUCCCUGCUCACCUUCUCACCAAAUCCAGCAUCGAUGCCAUCGUUCCACCCAUUUUUGCAGCAUUGAUUGUAGCUGCUUGUGCUUGCGUAGUAAGAGCUGUGGGCCUCUGGGAGCAUGAUGAAACCACACACUCUCCUGUUCCCACCUAAUUUUUGCCUUCUUUUUCUCUUACUAAAACUAUUUGUCUCUUUUACCGUAAACAUAAAUAUGUUUUUGUUGUUAAAGAAGGUAUGUAAAAAGAAAAGGGGCCGGAAAAAUACCGUAUGCACUUCAAAAAUACAUAAUACUUUUAGAAAUAUAAGAAAAGAUCAAAUAAAAGUUUUAAUUCUUAUU
This is a messenger RNA of Vigna angularis (adzuki bean), 656 nucleotides long. RefSeq lists its product as uncharacterized. The record is from RefSeq and is a predicted model, not a curated record. Bases 104 to 472 code for a protein of 122 amino acids. The transcript has a single exon. NCBI's taxonomy places the organism in Eukaryota, Viridiplantae, Streptophyta, Magnoliopsida, Fabales, Fabaceae.